This is a messenger RNA of Torulaspora delbrueckii, 1722 nucleotides long. RefSeq names its product acetyl-CoA:L-glutamate N-acetyltransferase (gene ARG2). The record is from RefSeq and is a predicted model, not a curated record. Bases 1 to 1722 code for a protein of 573 amino acids. The transcript has a single exon. Gene Ontology annotation, biological process: L-arginine biosynthetic process. Gene Ontology annotation, molecular function: L-glutamate N-acetyltransferase activity, acting on acetyl-CoA as donor; arginine binding. Gene Ontology annotation, cellular component: mitochondrial matrix. NCBI's taxonomy places the organism in Eukaryota, Fungi, Ascomycota, Saccharomycetes, Saccharomycetales, Saccharomycetaceae.
AUGUGGAAACAAGCUCUCAAUCGAGGUUUCAAAUAUGAUCAGCCCAAUGCUGCUGCCCGUAAGCUGAUUCUAUCGGUGCUGAGCUCGACUGCUACGAGACGUGAAGCUCGUGACUACUUGGUGAAAUAUGGUCAGAAUUCGUCUCGAGCUAACCAUUGCCUGCUGCUAAUCCGCCAUUUGCAAACCAUGGGUCGUGGAACAUUGUGGCAACUAUCCGGUGCCAUUGAGAAGCUUAGAAUGCUUGGAAUUAGACCCAUAUUUGUGAUUCCACCAUCUGGUCACGUGAUGCAAAAUGCUGAGACCUUGGAUAAAGUGCUCACUACUGCCAAUCUGCGUCCCCUUCACCUUCAAGAUGCUUUGUUCAGGGGCUCUGACGGUACUUAUAGUUCUAUUUUGUCUUCACAGGCGUCCUUGUUCGAUAGUAAAUCGCUGGACUUGAUUCCAGUGAUACAGCCGUACGUCUUCGAUGAGGCGACAGCUUCGCAGAGAUUGACUAAUGAUAUGGUUAGUUUUAUGGAGAAUAUUGUACCUAGAGGUGGUGCUCCUUACAUUGACAAAUUUUUCAUUUUAAAUAAUAUUGGUGGGAUCCCAUCCGAUGAACGGCGUAAUAAUGCUCAUGUUUUUAUCAACCUGUCCCAGGAAUACAAGACAUUGGCAUCAAGCCUUAGCGAGAAGGCAGGUUCCUUCUCUGUGAGGGAACCACAGUCACAAAAUUUACUGGAUAGACUUACUUUGCAUUUGAAAGAGGAUGAACUUAUCUCGCUGGAGAGGCAAUACAAGGAACAUCUUGAAGAUUUACAAUUGAUGAAUGCGGUUUUAUCAAGACUCUCAAACUCUUCGACGGGUCUCAUAACCACGACGAAGGCAGCCGCAUCGACUUCUGACCGGAAAAAUCCACUGCUGUACAAUUUGUUGACGGACAGAUCACUAAUAUCUUCUUCUUUGCCUCGCUUCAAGGCCAGGCCUGAGCAAUGGGACGAGGAUCAUAGUUGGUAUGAGAUGUCUAAUGAAGUGGAAGCUAAUGACUACGCCUUUAGAGAUCCGGAAUAUUCUGGAGCCGCGAAACACCAGGAGGAUAGCAUUCUUGUUACCACAGUACUCAAGAGAGGCGUGCACAUCAAGAUGUUAGAAUAUCGUACUCUAUCACAAUACAAUAGCAUAGGCUUACCAAAAAGCUUCCACAGCAAAGAAGCAACAAAAGUUUCUUAUAAUGAGGAUUCCAAGGUAAAUCUCACCAAACUUAAACGAAUACUGGAUCACAGUUUUGGUCGUGACCUUGAUCUGGAUCAUUAUUUGAACCGUAUCAAUGGAAGGAUAGCAUCCAUCAUAGUCAUUGGGGACUAUGAAGGUAUUGCUGUUCUGACUUACGAAGGUCCAUCGGAAAAUCCGUUUGUUUACCUGGAUAAAUUCGCAGUUUUACCACAUUUGAAAGGCUCGCUUGGUAUAUCAGAUAUUAUCUUCAACUUAAUGUUCAAAUCAUUCCCAAGAGAGUUGCUUUGGAGAAGCAGAAGUGACAACGUGGUCAACAAAUGGUAUUUCCAACGAAGUGCUGGUGUUCUAGAUCUAUCUAUUGCUUUAUCUGAUGAUGAUAGGAAGAAUAGUCAGUUCAAACUGUUCUACCAUGGGGAUCCGGACAGCAAUAAGGACCCUUUCCAAGAUAAAGCAAGACUGAAAGAAUACGCAACAUAUGUCAGAGACAUCGAACCCAGCUGGGCGAAGUAA